AUGACCACCACCCCACCCGAAUCCCGCAAACACGACAUAACAACCUCCCUCUCCGAAAUCCGCCAAAAAGUCUCCGCCGCGACCGCUGCGCGCGGGAGUGGGAGUGGGAGUGGAAGUGGGAAGGGAGUGACGCUGGUCGCGGUCAGCAAGACGAAACCGGCAAGCGAUUUGAUGUGCGCUUAUGAGGCUGGGCAGAGACAUUUUGGGGAGAAUAUCCAGGAGCUUGUCGAUAAAGCUGCCGAACUCCCAACCGACAUCAACUGGCACUUCAUUGGCUCCCUCCAAUCCAACAAAUGCAAAACCCUAUGCACAAUCCGCAACCUGUACGCUGUUGAGACGAUCGAUAGUGCCAAAAAAGCCGACCUAAUCAACAAAGCAUGGGACGACGAGGACGGAAAGAAACCCUUACGGGUUUUUGUGCAGAUCAAUACUAGUGGGGAAGAAUCAAAGAGCGGCGUACAACCAGACGACGCCCUCCCACUCGCCAAACACAUCGCCGAAAAAUGCCCCAAGUUGAGACUACAAGGCUUGAUGACGAUCGGGUCCCCGGAGCGGGACUCGGAUCCGGGGGCUGAGAAUCCUGAUUUCACCCUGCUCGCAAAAGUGAAAACCACCCUCGACACCGCCCACAACACCGACCUCGACCUGAGCAUGGGCAUGUCGGACGAUUUCGAGCAGGCGAUACGGCAGGGGUCGACGAAUGUGCGGGUGGGGAGCAGUAUUUUUGGGGCGAGGAGUUAUCCUGCUAAGGCUUAG
Molecule: messenger RNA, 756 nt
Organism: Fimicolochytrium jonesii
Lineage: Eukaryota; Fungi; Chytridiomycota; Chytridiomycetes; Spizellomycetales; Powellomycetaceae
Product: alanine racemase
Exons: 6
Coding region: 1-756 (251 amino acids)
Cellular component (GO): intracellular anatomical structure
Molecular function (GO): pyridoxal phosphate binding
Source: RefSeq, a predicted model, not a curated record